This is a messenger RNA of Acanthoscelides obtectus, 1489 nucleotides long. NCBI's taxonomy places the organism in Eukaryota, Metazoa, Arthropoda, Insecta, Coleoptera, Chrysomelidae. The record is from the annotation of a GenBank genome assembly.
GUUAAGUUAUAGCCGGCUGAUAUUUCGUUCUGUUUUAUUUUUAUUUUUACCUGAUUUCGGUUUUUAACACAUUUCAGCAAUAUAAAAACCAGUAGUCAUUUAUUUAUAAAAACCAUAAAAAAUGUCGUUAAAAAUUGAGCUUAGGGAUGAAGAACAAGGGGUAACAUACACUAUUGGAGUAAGUCAGGAAGAAUUUAAUGAAAUUGUAGUCAAUGGAAAUUUAACUCUUGCUACAGAGCUGCUUCAGCAACAGCAAGAGAGGGACAAUUUCAAAAAAGCCUUUGAAUUUGUCCAUGAUAUUGAUGAUACUCCUGAAUGUUCUUCUGUCUCAACCUCAAGAACACAAAAAGAGGCCAUUAAGGAGAAUUGUGUGGACAAUAGAAUUGAAAGCAAUAAUUCAUCUAUUCAACGUGAUGGUAUAGGACAAGAUAUACAAGUAGGAGAUCUACCAAUCCAAGAGACCAGUAAACUUUGGACUGACGAGGCUACAUUAGCUUUGAUCGACAUGUAUAGGAAGUAUGAACAAAGAUUUGAUUCUGGGGUAAAGAAAUAUGUCUGGAGUAAGAUUGCUCGUGAGUUGACUGAGAAACUUGGCUCCCAAUAUAACAUCCAGCAAUGCGAUACCAAGUGGAAAGUCUUGAAAAACCAAUAUAAAUCAGUUAAAAAACACAAUGACCAGUCGGGCAAUAGCAAAAAAACUGGAAAUUUUUUGAUGUCAUGAAUGACAUUUUGUUUAAAAGGCCCGAAAUUCAAUCCCCAGCUACAUGCUCUAGCAGAACAGGCAUGCAUGUUCUGGGUGAAAUAACCAAUGCUGUGGAAGGAGCAGUUAUAGCCAAUAAUCCAGUAGAGCCCCUGGCAGAACCGAACAAUACUUCUACUCCUAGUACAUCUAGAUACCAGUCUUCGUUUAUGCAAAAAGAAAAGCUGCAGAAAAUGCAAUAGAAAGGCGGCAUAGAGAAAAAAUGACUAGGCAAGACCGGUAUCUAGAUUUACUAGAGAGGUUGACAUCAGCUGUGGAGAGGAGUACUCCAGCAGCCAACACAAAUAAUUCCGAGAAUAAUUCUGACAGUGAGUGAACUGACUAUUCCCUAUUGGCCAAUGAAAAAAUGCCAAAACUUACUAAUUUUUUUCUAGUUAUAAUUACAAUGUUCCUUGUUUUAGUUCAAUUGAGGAGGUUUGAAACAAAACCGAAUAAAUCCAUUUUUUAUAAAAAAUUAGUUAGCGACGAAUAUUGGUUCAUCUUGCUGAAUUACAUCAUAUCAGCUAAAUAUUUGCGUGCAAAAACAAAUAAAUCCUACUUAAUUUUAAUGGCAAUAUUGAUGUUUUCAUGCAAAACCAAAAAAGAAAUGAGUGUGACUAGAAGAAGAGUUUGCACUUCAUAUUUAAAUGCACCCUUGGUUUUGCUGUUAGUUAACAAAAUGCCAUAAUGUUUCUGUUUGUAUUAGUAGUAAGAAUAACACUUUUGUUAAUUUUUUCUAAUAAAGUUGUG